Molecule: messenger RNA, 1050 nt
Organism: Aspergillus versicolor CBS 583.65
Lineage: Eukaryota; Fungi; Ascomycota; Eurotiomycetes; Eurotiales; Aspergillaceae
Product: zinc-binding alcohol dehydrogenase family protein
Exons: 3
Coding region: 1-1050 (349 amino acids)
Molecular function (GO): oxidoreductase activity, acting on NAD(P)H
Source: RefSeq, a predicted model, not a curated record
AUGACGACAAAGGCAAUUGUAUACGUCGAAAAAGGCAAAGCCGCUAUCCAAGAUGUGCCCAUCCCCAAGCUUCGCGAUGACUACGUCCUCGUCAAAGUGAACGCCGUCGGCCUUAACCCUACAGACUGGAAACAUAUCGACUAUGGAAACACCGACCCCGGAACGCGGUCUGGAUGUGACUACGCUGGCAUCGUUGAGGCCGUGGGCCAUAAGGUCCAGAAGGCAUUCAAAAAGGGGGAUCGGAUUACUGGUGUUGUCCAUGGGAGUGACCGCACCCAGCACGAAAACGGGGCAUUCGCAAAUUACAUUGUCGCGAAAGGCGAUCUUCAAAUCAGGACGCCUGAUAAUAUCAGUGACGAGGAUGCUGCUACGCUUGGGAUUUCUGUUGGCACGGUUGGCCAAGGUCUAUACCGAACACUUGGCCUACCGUUACCUACCGGCGACGUCCAGGCUUCAGACAAGUAUAUCCUUAUCCACGGUGGCAGCACGGCAACUGGUAUCUACGGGAUCCAAUACGCGCGUCUUUCAGGGCUGAAGGUUAUUGCGACAUCAUCACCCCAUAACUUUGAGUACCUCAAGUCUCUCGGGGCUGAGGAAGUGUUCGACUACAAGUCACCCACAGCCGGCCCCGAUAUCCGGAAAUACACGAAGAACAGCCUCAAACUUGCGUGGGACUGCACGGGCAGCGGGGGGUCGAUCAUCGCCGCUGGACUGAGCAGCGAGGGAGGGAAGUAUGCGGCGAUCAUGUCUGUGAAUAAAGAGGAGGUUUAUUCCAUUAAUGCCAAUGUCGACGGGCCUUACACGACGAUUAUGUACACGAUUUUCGGCGAGCGGUUUGUGAAGUGGGAAGAGUGGCUACCAGAUCUAGAGGAGUUUGAGUUUGCGAAGAAGUUCUGGGAGAUUUCGAGGGGUCUUUUGGCGGAUGGGAAGCUGAAGGCCCCUAGAACGAUUGUUAACAAGGGGGGUGAUGGCUUUGAAGGCAUACUAAAGGGGCUGGAUGAGUUGAGGGCUAACAGGGUCAGUGGUGGGAAGUUGGUAUAUACUCUCUAA